Leishmania braziliensis MHOM/BR/75/M2904 is the source of this 1125-nucleotide messenger RNA. RefSeq lists its product as hypothetical. Gene Ontology annotation, molecular function: methyltransferase activity. Gene Ontology annotation, cellular component: nucleolus. Lineage: Eukaryota; Euglenozoa; Kinetoplastea; Trypanosomatida; Trypanosomatidae. Bases 1 to 1125 code for a protein of 374 amino acids. The transcript has a single exon. The record is from RefSeq and is a predicted model, not a curated record.
AUGCUUGGCGGCCGCCACUUCCGCAAGAAAUACGAUAAGAAACAAAAGAAAAAGGAGGCCAAGAGAGCGUCCCAGGGACUUGUGCGUAGUAGGGGUGGCUCAGGCAGCAGCAGCAGCGCAGCAGCUGCAGCUGCCGAGGCGGCUGUCAAGCGUAAGGAUGGUAGCACGCUAAAAGGGCCGGUGGUGUCACAUGGCGACUACACGGCGAGCCGUGACUCGGCGAAUAACCGCAAAAAUGUGCCGUUUUCCAACAAGAUGGAGGAGAAGAUUUACCGCAAGGAGCAUCGCGUCCCUAAAUACAACAGCAUCGUCGACCCCGGGCGGCAGAACUUGGCCAAGGCAGCCGGGGCUAGUAGCGCCGCUCAGCGCCGUCGUGUUUUGCGGCAGAAAGGUGACGAGGAUCUACUCGACCACUUCCGCGCACGUCUGAAUGCCAGCACAUUCCGUCUCUUGAAUGAGCAGGUGUACAACGCCCCUACAGCGCUAGCGAGUCGGCUGCUGCGCGAUGAGUCAACCUUCCGCGACUACCACACUGGCUACCACCAACAGCUUGUGCAGUGGCCCAUGAACCCGAACACACUCAUUGUGGAGGCGCUUCUAGGGGAUCGACGUGGGCGGUUUCUCGCGAACAAGGGGAAGAGCAUGCCAGGACACCUCCCACCCUCGUGGGUGGUGGCGGAUAUGGGCUGCGGCGAAGCCCAGAUCGCCGCGGCGCUGAAGCCGAAGGGCUACACGGUGCACUCCUUCGACUUCUUUGCUCUGAAUCCCCUGGUGACGGUGGCGGACACCACCAGGGUGCCCCUCGAGGACAACAGCGUGGACAUCUGCGUCUUCUCGCUCAGUCUAAUGGCGACGGACUAUGUCAAGAGCCUCUUCGAGGCCUUCCGCAUCUUGAAGCCAAAGCGACUGCUCAAAAUCAUCGAAGUGCGCUCCCGUGUGCCGUUCCCACGCAAGUUUGCAGAGCUCGUCGAAGACAUCGGCUUCGACAUGGAUUAUAGCGACGUCGCCGGAGACUACUUUGUUGCCUUCGACUUCAUCAAGAAGGAUAAGCAGGCGGCUGCCAACACGCAACUGCGCCACGAGCCGAGUGAUGUGCUAGUCCCAUCCCUUUACAAGAAGCGGUGA